Laetiporus sulphureus 93-53 is the source of this 1771-nucleotide messenger RNA. RefSeq lists its product as uncharacterized. Gene Ontology annotation, biological process: DNA replication; DNA replication initiation. Gene Ontology annotation, molecular function: DNA replication origin binding. The coding region runs from base 13 to 1587 and encodes 524 amino acids. The transcript has 6 exons. Lineage: Eukaryota; Fungi; Basidiomycota; Agaricomycetes; Polyporales; Laetiporaceae. The record is from RefSeq and is a predicted model, not a curated record. Gene Ontology annotation, cellular component: nucleus; nuclear origin of replication recognition complex.
UAUGAUGCCCUAAUGUCUCAUGUUAUGACGCUGCUGUCGACCUUUCCGCCAAAUUUUAUCUAUCUCUACGACGCUGAAAAUCCGAGACUUGUUUCAUCUGGUUUGCGCUCCGUUUUGGAACAGUCUUCGGGUUCUCAUCUAUCUUACGCGUUUGUGGACGCUAUAUCGUGCUUUACACAGCGUCUUAUGUAUGACACUGCUCUCAACCAGCUUGCACGCUGGCAACCAACAUGGGAGGACGGCUGUGAGAAUUGGCCAGGAUCGAGCACAGAGGGACGACGAUGGAAUGAAAGCUUUGACACUUUUGUGCACGGUUUGAAGUCAGUCGCAGCUCAAAUUACGGUAGAAGCCAUGGAUCCUGCAGCGAAGACAUGCAGACUGGUGCUGGUCGUCGAGCGUGCUGAGCGGCUGAGAGAGACACUGCCGGACCUUGUCGUCCCGUUAACCCGUCUUGCUGAAAUGUCCCAGCUGGACAUCAUUACAAUCUUCAUUUCUGAUACACGGUGGGAAGACAUCCGUCCGCCGCUGGGUGCGUCCCCAGAACCAUACUACAUAGAUGCUCCGACAACUUCUCAAAAAGGUGGCCCUACUACUUACCUGAAGGUCGACUUGACAGCCACCCUUGAAAUGCUCACCUCAAUGUAUCCCCCUCCUGACGCCGAACGCGAUCCGAGCAUCGAUCCGCGGACAUACCACCCUUCCCUCCGGCCGCUCUAUGAACGGUUUCUAUCAACACUCUAUGGCUCCUGUGGUACGUUCAUCAGCGACCCGUACGAACUUGCAUAUAUCGCGGCAGCAACCUGGCCAGGAUUCGUGCAGCCUCUCAUCGACGACCACACGCGACGCCUGGAGAUUUAUCAUGCCCAAAAGGGCGAGGAAGUCGUCUCAGACAGCGAGUACAGCGACGUCAAUAGCGACGCAAUGCCUGAGCUCGCCCCCGCGUCGCCGGCGGACGUGUGCCAUGAUCUCGCCACACCCUAUAAGCUCGUAUUUCGCGCCGCAAUGGACGCGCUUUAUCCGCGCAUAACGAAUGCCACCGACUGGGUGCGGCAUUCUGCGCCGAGCGAGUAUGAUGCGCGGAGCAUGAAGACGCUACCGCGGCUGGCAAAGUUCAUCCUCGUCGCGGCGUUCCUCGCGAGCACCAACCCGCCGAAGAGCGACAUGCGGAUGUUUGGCCGCGGUCCCGACGAGCGCUUGAAGCGGCGGCGCAGGAAAGGUGGCAGUCCCCGCAAACCGAAGGCGGGCGUUGCUAGUAUACCACAGCGACUUCUUGGGCCAACAUCGUUCACCCUCGACAGGCUGCUAGCAAUCCUAGGCGUCCUGCUUGAGGAAAACGAUGCAGACGUACGUCCGCCUGCUCCGCAAUACACGUUUCCUGGAGAAUAUACCGACAUGGAGAUCUCCCGCGUGGCUAUCUAUGCUCAGAUCAUGGAGCUUGCCUCCAUGCACCUGCUAGUUCGCACUUCGCCUCCAGAGAAGCUCGACACGCCUCCAUCUUUCAAGUGCGGGAUCUCACUUGAAAUUGCACUUCUGCUUGCGAGAGAUGUGGGAGUGCUUUUGAAUGAUCUCAUGUGGGAACCUAUGUAGGUGUCGCGUCGCGAUAUAUCGAGGUUAAUGACCGUCGUUAGACAAUACUUGAAACACAAUAUUCAACAAUAGUCAUAGAAGUUUACAUUGUAGUGGUGGUGAUGUCGAGUUUCAUAACAGCUCAUUCGAAUGCUUGUUUGGUCAUCAUCUGUACUACAGUUUGGUCGAUUCAAUAUUCCUGCCG